UCAGAUACAAAAAAUGUAAUGAUAAAAUCUUGGGUUGGCCCUUGAUCCCUAUGGCCGUGAAGGUGCAAUCCACUGGGAGGCAGUCUGGGCCAACAAACACAUGAGACCCAGGCCUGUGGGGAAACUACAAGUCCCAGGAACCUUUGCAAGAGAGAGGCCCCCUUGGCUUUGCAAGGAUUUAAACCUCUCCAGUGCCGGGUGCGGGUUGGCCGGUUUGGAAGGUGCAAGAGGCCGGUUGUGGCCGGGGAUUGGCUGUGGCCGGGCCCACAAAGGCUGCGAGGAUCCCUGGCCUCCAUUGUGCGGGCGGAGAGAGCUUGGGACCACAGCAAGUGGCCGGAUCUCACUUGGAGUCCAAAAUGCAAUGCAAGGAGUAGCCGGAGGGGCCACAAGCCAUAUCAAGUGCUUGCAAGCUCAGAGUUUGGGCACAAAGUUUGCAAGAGGAUCGGGCUCUGACUUGGUGGGAAUCCCAAAAAGUCCAGGUUCUGGCCGGGAGAGGAGCAUCCUUCCUAGCCGAGCCACAUCUGGAACAGGUCCAGGCUCUUUGGACCUCGGCAAGCCAGAUGUGAACACCGCGGAGAGCUCCAGCAAGAUGCAUCGUGGUUUUUCCUCUCCAAGCCCAAGAAGGUGAAGCCGGUCCAGAUCCAUCAGGUUUGGGUCUACGCCGAGGAGGACUUGCUGGGCCCAUGACCUCCCUGCCGUAGCCCGUCUGGCGCGAUGUCCGACUGAAGGCGGCUCCGCGGAGAUGAGAAACGGAGCCCGGCCACAAGGCGCCGAGGUUGCAACGGUCCCGGGGAGCUGCCCGAUGGUGUCUCCUAGUUCUAUCCAAGGGACCCGGCGCCCGAGGGCCACUUGACCCCUCCUCCGGUGUCCCCGCCUUCCUCGUGGUCUCGGGAGCGGACCCUUCUUGGCGCUGCUGCGGGGUGUCCGGCCGGGGCAGCUGUGCUAUGAAUUGGUGUUUAUGGAUUGUUUACCUUGCCCUGGUCUGCAGCAGCUGCACUCAAGGUGAGAGCGACGACGAGCCCCGCGCAGUGAUUGGGCGCCAAGGGGAGAGCACCAUCCUGGGCUGCAACUUGCUGAAGUCCGACGCGGCCAGCCCCCCGCUCUAUGUCAUCGAGUGGGUGCGCUUUGGCUUCCUCCUCCCCAUCUUCAUCAAAUUCGGCCUCUAUUCCCCCCGCGUGGACCCAGAGUAUGUAGGUCGUGUGCGGAUCCAAGAAGGCGCCUCCCUCCGAAUCGAGGCGCUGCGCCCGGAGGACCAGGGCUGGUACGAGUGCCGCGUGCUCUUCCUGGACCGCCCCAACAGCGACGACGAGUUCCAGAACGGCACCUGGAUCCACCUCACCAUCAACUCUCCUCCCGCUUUUCAGGAGAUCCCGCCACCUUUUGUGGAAGUCCCAGACCAAAACCCGCUCACUCUGACUUGCUCCGCGGCAGGAAACCCUCAGCCUGUGAUCACCUGGAAGAGGGACAACCAGGCCAUUGACAGUGCAGACAAGGUACAGGUGAACAACGGGACUCUUGUCUUCACCAGCGUGGAGAGGGCCGCCGCCGGAGCGUAUACUUGCCAUGCCACCAGCGAGGAGGGAAGCAUCAGCCACACAACCCAGCUUCGGGUUCAAGGACCGCCGGUCAUUGUGGGCCCCCCGCAGAACGUCACAGUCAACCUUACGCAAGAUGCCUUCAUGACCUGUCAAGCCGAGGCAUACCCUGCCAACCUCACUUACAGCUGGUUCCAAGGGAAGACGAAUGUCUUCCACCUCAGCCACCUCCAGCCCCGGAUCCGCAUUUUGGUAGACGGAAGCCUCUUAGUUCAGAAAACCACCCUGGAUGAUUCAGGAAAAUACACUUGCAUUCCCAGCAACGGGCUGAGAAGACCACCGACUGCCUCCGCCUUCCUCACCGUUCUGUAUCCAGCACAAGUGAGCAACAUGCCUUCUGAGACCUUAUUGCCAAUAGGAAUGCAAGGUACAAUCCGAUGCCCCAGUAAAGCCAACCCUCCCCUGCUCUUCGUCAACUGGACCAAAGAUGGACAGCCACUGGACUUAGGCAAGUUCCCAGGUUGGUCAAUGAAAAACGAUGGUGCCAUUGUGAUUGCCACAAGCAAUGAAGAUGCCCUCGGUGUGUACACUUGCACCCCGUACAACAGCUAUGGCACGGCUGGCUCUUCCGCACCCACUCGUGUCCUCUUGAAGGAUCCUCCCACCUUCACCCUUCGCCCCAAGGAAGAAUAUUUCCAGGAGGUCGGGCGGGAUCUGCUCAUUCCCUGUGCCGCUCAAGGGGACCCCUUUCCCGUCAUCUCUUGGACCAAGAUGGGCAACAAGGGCCUGGCCAACGCCCAGGUCGACACGAACAACAGCUUGGUCCUUCGCCCGCUGACCAAGGAGCAGCACGGCUUAUGGGAGUGCGCGGCCAACAACGGGGUGGCCCACGUCAGCAUCACCACCACCAUCUACGUAUUGGGGACGAGUCCGCACACGGUGGCCAACGUCUCGUUGCUGCCGCUUCAACAGGCGGUCAACAUCACCUGGGAGCCGGGCUUCGAUGGGGGCUAUUUCCAGAGAUUUAGCAUCUGGUACACACCACUGUUGAAACGCUUCAACCGCCCCCACCAUGACUGGGUCUCGGUGCCAGUGCCUGUCGGGGCCUCCCACAUCAUGGUGGAGAACCUCCAGCCCGAUACCAGUUACCAGUUCAGCGUCCUGGCUCAGAACAAACUGGGGAGCGGGCCCUUCAGCGAGAUCGUCACCACUGUGCCACUAGGUUUCCCGACGAACACGGUGCCGCCGGAGCCCUUGACGCCCACCCUGCAGAUGUUCCUUUCUCCGCCCCAGGCCCUGAUGGCCAACGAGACCACGCGGGGGGUCCUACUGCUGUGGGAGCCCCCCUUCCAAUACUCCGUGGGCCUGAGUGGCUACGCACUGGAGCUGCGGCAGGACCAGGGGGGCUGGGAGGUGCUGGAGGGAGCCAUCCCGGGCUCCGAGACACAGCUCCUCGUGCCUGGAUUAAUCAAGGAUGCCUUCUACGAAUUCCGCCUGGUGGCCUUUGCGGGCAGCUAUGUCAGUGACCCCAGCAACACCGUCAAUGUUUCCACAACAGGCAUGGAGGUGUACCCAUCUCGCACCCAGCUCCCGGAGCUGCUGCCUCAGCCGGUGCUGGCCGGCGUGAUCGGGGGAGUUUGCUUCCUCAGCACCGCGGUGAUCUUCAGCACCAUGGCCGCUUGCAUCAUGAACCAUCGGCGAGCUGCCCGUCUCUACAAACGGAGGCAAGAUGCCUCCAUCGUCUUCCCCCCCAACAAGAAGCUCCUGCCUUCACAAAACUCUACAGGCGCUGCUAGCCCAGACAGCAUUGUGAAGCUGAAGCUGCAGCUCUCUCCGUACCAGAGCCCCCACCGCAGCCUGCUCUGGGGGGAAGAGACGGACCCCAACCUCAGCCUCAACUUUGCCGCCGCCAACACCGGGAACAGCACCCAGUACGCUCUCUAUGAGAGCCACGUCGGGGAUCCGGCGCCACCGGCGUCACCCCUGGAGCGCAUCUGCCGCGGCCCGGACGGAUGCUUCGUGGUGCUGGACGAGGCGCGACCGGCAGCCGCGCGGGAACACUACUCCUCGCCUUACCUACAGACCUUCUCCCCCGCUCGAUCCAAGGAACCCGUUUGGCACAAAGGGAUCCACCUGCGGCAAAAGAACCCCGGCCGGGCCCAUGGCGAGGCCAAGGUUUUGGGCCACCGGCGGGGCCGCUACUUCGACUACGGCAGCAGCAGCCCGGCGGAGGAAGCGGAGCCGCUGCGUAUCGUCGACGUGAGUCCCGUCGCGUCCGUGUCACCCCAAGAGCAUUUGACGACUCCCGUGAAUGCUUUCCCUUCGCCGAACCAAACGGGUAGGACUUUUUGCCGGCCUCAGAAUAGCCACGUCCAAAUCGAUACCUCGUCCCAAAGCGGCAUCCUCCAGUACUUGAGCCUGCCCAUUUUCAAGGAGAUGAACGUGGACGGAGACUGGCCGAUGGAGGAAGAGGAAGAUGGUGACAACGCCGAUGACGACGACGAAGACGACGAUGAUGACGACGAGCUCUUGGCCGGCAUUGAAUUCACCCUGGUGAGAGAUGAGGACCAAACGCCGUGUCCGGACUACAUGGACGUGCAAGUCGACUCAGGCUCUGCUCCAGAACGGACCGCCGCAAAAUCCUUCCUCAAGCUCCCCGACGUCGACGCCGGUCCGGCGAAAGCGUCCUUGCACGGACUGAGUUACAUCAGUCCGCGCAACGAGCCGGGACCUCCGUCGCAGGUCCGGUCGCCCACCCAUUCCCUUGCCGACGGCACCCCGAUCGAGAUGUUGUACGCAGCCAAUUCCUCGGAGCACAACUGGCUCCGCCCGGCAGAGCCGUUGCCCACCGAGAGGCGCCGGUUGCCCGCCGAGACGUUGCCGCGGGGGAGCCUGACCAGCCAAAGCAGUGGCCGCGGCAGCGCCUCCUUCCUGAGACCCUCCUCGCUGGCACCCUCGCUGGCCAGCAGCUACCUCAGCUCGCCCUUGGCCGAGACGGGCCACGGGCACAACAGCUUCGCGGGAGAGGAGUCCCGGCACAAAAGGGAACCAUCGAUCGUUGCCAACAACAAAAGGAAGAACACCUCCGUGGAUGAGAGCUAUGAGUGGGACUCGGAGCUCACCCUCGAGUCCGACCUGCUCAACGCCCUGCAGUCGUAUCGGAACGAAAACCCCAAGCGGCCGGUCUCCACCAUCGAAGCGCAUGAGUUGGAGAAGCAGACAGGUUCCAAGACCACCAACGAAAGCAACGGCUCGCCCUCCAAUUCCCAGUCGGUGGGGGCCCUGGACUGGCCCCACUCGCCGGUGCCCUCGCUGAGCCCUGAGGAACGCUGCGUCGCGCUGCGGGAAGAGUUCCUGGCCUACCGCCAGCGCCGCGAAGCCACGCAGCAGCGCCGGCAGAAGCUGUCCUCAGGCAGGAAGCAGCGGGAUGAGCGGCUGGAGCAAACCACCUUGCUAUGACGCUCCACGUGGGCCGUGUUUUCCCCCCAUUGAGACACGCGUGUGUGCUGUCGUGACAUUUUGGCAGCACUCUACAGGCGAACUCACUGCCUCGGAGCUUUGGUUUGCAGAAAGAACUUGUGGGCUGGAUGGCCAUCUGUCAGGAGGGCUUUGAUUGUGUCUCGGUCUGGACGGCCCUGACUCUACGAACUGCAUCAUAAACUUAAGUUUUCGGAUUAGGCGGUAGAUAAUGUGAGCCCUAGGGCAUCGAUCCGUACUGGUUUUGUUGGAAGUGUGUUACUACUACUGGUUUUAUGGUUUAUUUUAAAGGUGUGGGGCUGGGGUUGGCUGUGUUUUUUUAAUAUAAAAAAAUAAUAAUCUUGGAAGAAAAGAA
Messenger RNA from Anolis carolinensis (green anole), 5367 nucleotides. It is a transcript of the gene igsf9, whose product is annotated as immunoglobulin superfamily member 9. Gene Ontology annotation, molecular function: protein binding. Bases 945 to 4994 code for a protein of 1349 amino acids. The transcript has 21 exons. The record is from RefSeq and is a predicted model, not a curated record. Gene Ontology annotation, biological process: cell-cell adhesion. NCBI's taxonomy places the organism in Eukaryota, Metazoa, Chordata, Lepidosauria, Squamata, Anolidae.